CUUGCCAAUAAUAGCAUCGGAGGCACGGGCGUCGCUCCUGACACCUAGUGGCUGUGAGUUUGCCCACAGUAAAGAUGGCGGCGUCCAUGUGGAGGGUCGGUAGCUCUGCAGGCCGAGCAAUCGCUAAAGCUCGCAGUCCUGUCCUCCUGCCUUGGAAACGGGGACAGGGUAGCAUUUCCUACGCCCAGAGUCUCCAGGCUCACCCAGAGACGCUCCUCAGCACCCUGGACAAUGGCCUGCGUGUCGCCUCCGAGGAGACAGGGCACAGCACCUGCACGGUAGGGCUGUGGGUGAACUGCGGCAGUCGCUAUGAAACGACGAAGAACAACGGAGCCGCUUUCUUCCUGGAGCACUUGGCCUUUAAGGGGACCAAGAAGUACCCACAGGGGGCACUGGAGCAGGAGGUGGAGUCUAUGGGCGCACACCUCAGUGCCUACACCUCCCGUGAGCACACCGCCUACUACAUGAAGAGCCUCGCCAAGGACCUUCCUAAAGCCGUGGAGCUGCUUGCGGAGGUGGUGCAGGGUAGCCUGCUGAGCGAGGCCGAGAUCGAGCGCCAGCGGGGGGUAGUGCUGCAGGAGCUGGAGGAAAUGGAGGGCAGUCUGCAGGACGUCUGCAUGGAUCUCCUGCACGCCACCUCCUUCCAGGGCACUCCUCUGGGACAGAGCACCCUGGGCCCCUCCCACAAUGCCAGGACCCUCACUCGCCAGGACUUGCUGGAGUUCAUCAGCAGCCACUUCAAAGCCCCUCGCAUGGUGCUGGCUGCUGCCGGAGGCGUGAAUCACCGGGAGCUGGUGGACCUGGCUCGCCAGCACUUGGGGGGCGUGUCCUUCCAGUACGAGGGAGACGCUGUGCCUGUGCUGUCACGCUGCCGCUUUACUGGGAGUGAGGUGAGACUGGCUGCACACAUGCUGGCCCAGAUAGCAAAUCCAACUGUAGCAACCACUAGCUCACCCCUGUUAAUUGGAAGAACUAGUCCCAUCGAGCAGCUCCCUGACUACAACCGCGUCCGCAGCAGCAUGUACUGGCUGAGAAUCUGAGUUUGCCGCCGCCUGCCUCGACGUGCCCCGCCGCCCUUCUAUUGUCUUGCUCCCCCUCUCACCUCUCCACCUUCUGCCUCACAGAAGAAUGCCAUCCAUCCAUCCAUCCAUCCUUCCUCGACUGUCAGCCGUUUUCUUCUCUCUCCCAUACUCAGCCCUGACAUUAUGAAGUUUUAUUCACCUUCAGCUGUUUAUUUUCUUAUUUCUGAGACUGUAAAUUUGGUAGGAAACGCUUUAUGGGGUUUGACAGUACUCUCUGAUGUCAGCGUGCUUCAGGAUGGCUGGCUGGCAUUCUGUGCUGUAUGGGGAGAGUGACAGAGGAGAGCUUUGCAAUCAUGAACAUGAGCUUGUACUCACCCCCUAGGGUCUUGCUGGACAUCAGAUGUAGCAGAGGGGAGUGGAGGGGGCGUAUUUAUUUGUCAAUGUGACCUGCAGUUUUCCUUUUUGUCUUCUACUUGAUAAUAUUGUAGAAGAUCUCAUUCCAUGAGGUUGAAUAAAAGAUUAUAAAGUGCUA
This is a messenger RNA of Paramormyrops kingsleyae, 1554 nucleotides long. NCBI's taxonomy places the organism in Eukaryota, Metazoa, Chordata, Actinopteri, Osteoglossiformes, Mormyridae. The record is from RefSeq and is a predicted model, not a curated record.